AGGAAGUAAAUAUUGAAGUUUAAAAUGGCGUCUGGUGGGAGUGAACAUUCGUCCGACGAGAUAUUUAAUUUUAAAUGUUCGCCUUGUUUGGACGAUAAACGAAAUAGAGAAGCUACGAAAUACUGUGUGGAAUGUCAGGGGUACUAUUGUCAAACAUGCGCCGACAUGUUUCACAAAAUGCCGGGAUUAAAGAGUCACACAUUUUUGGAUCAGACGAAUUACAAGUCGUCAAGUGGCAUCGGAGGAUUGCCAGCAAUACCCACUCAGAGAUGUAGCGUUCACAAGACAAAGAUAGUAGAUAUGUAUUGUGGUAAUCACGACGAGGUUGGUUGUACAACUUGUAUGGCGCUCGACCACAGAUCGUGCUCUGGCGUUAAGUCAAUUCCGGAUAUUGUUGACAAAGCACAUAGCACGCAAGACAUCAAAACGUUAAACAAAAAAUUGAAAGAUUUAAAACAGUUAAAAGAAAAAUUUAUUGUUGCUAAACGUGCUCAACGAGAAGAAUUAAAGAAAUCUAAAUUUAAUGCACUAAGAGAAAUUAAAAACUAUCGUCAAGAACUCGACGCCAUCUUAGACAACAUCGAGGAAAACUCGAUAGCCGAGAUUGAAAAAAUAUUUCAAGAAGUUGACUCGGAACUUUUGCAAGACAAUACAAUUACAGAAGACGAAAUAGCUCGCCUUGAACAAUCGUUGAAUGAUUUGAAACAAUCAGAGGGUAACAUGGCCCAGCAGUUUGUGUCAAUGAAAAUAUCUUCUUCAUACAUUUCAAAGAUGAACGACGCAACUUUUCCCGAAAAAUCAAAUUUUGAGACGAAGAUUACUAUCAAUGUUGAUCCUAAGAUAAAAAGUACCCUUCAAAAUCUCAAAACGUUCGGACCUGCUGUAAGGCCUUCAACAAAACCAAAAGUCUGGGCAGUGGAAUGUAUUAAAGAUUUAGAUAUCCACCUUCAAUCUGAAGUGCAACCACUUGUGUAUGGAACAUGUAUAACAACAGAUGGAUUCUUACUUAUUGCUGACUAUCGUAAUAAUAGACUAAAGCGUGCAGAUAUACAAAACAUGAUUAUAAAAGAUCAUUGUUCACUUCCUGGAUCGCCAUAUGGUGUGUGUUGUACAAGUGAUAGUGAAGCUGCAGUAAGUUUGGGCGAUAGGUCUGUUCAAUUUGUCUCUUUACACAGCCAACUUUUACUCACAAGAAAAACCAAAUUUAACCACUUGUGUUUUGGCAUUGCAUGUAACGAACAGAAACUGUAUUUAACUGACCUUGGGAGCUCAUUAUAUAUAUAUGAUUUAACAGGUACUUUGAUGCACGUUGUUAGUCGAGACAAUAAUGGAAGGAUCAUAUUCUCCGGCUCGCGACAUAUUGCUUUUAGUGAUGUGGAUGAUAAAAUGUUUGUUGCUAGUUGGGAGGAUGGUCUUAUUUCUUUGGACGGAAAAGGGAAUUACUGUCAGACUUUGACUGAUCCCGAGUUGAAUAAGGUAUCAAGUGUUUGUAAUGAUGGCAGUGGAACUUUGUUUGUAUCCGGGUAUAGCCCGAAUAAUGAAAUACAAUUCGGCAGAGAUAUGAAGAAAAUGUUCGAGGUCAUUAAGCAAUCAGAUGGAAUAAGAAAUAUACAAUCCGUUUGUUUUGACAAAAGAAAACGUGCAUUAGUUAUUGCAGGAGACAGUUGCAAUGUUGUCAAAGUUGCUUUUUUGAAGUAAAAUAAAGUUUUACUUGGGUUUCUGUAGAUCUUUUAAAAUGAAACAACAAAAAUGUACAAAACAUUUCAUACUGUGAUUUGUUUUCAUAAUAACUUGGAAAACACUCUAAUCAUUCCUUGCCUCACCUUAUCUUAAAACGUUGUAUUGCAAUUGUUAAAGAUAUUUUGAUAUAUCUAUCAUGUUCUUGAGCACAUUGAUAUCACAGACAGAUAAAAUACUUGAAAAUGGAAGAUCAGUCGAGAGAAAUACAAAAAAAUAUCAAA
Molecule: messenger RNA, 1961 nt
Organism: Ruditapes philippinarum (Manila clam)
Lineage: Eukaryota; Metazoa; Mollusca; Bivalvia; Venerida; Veneridae
Exons: 2
Coding region: 25-1698 (557 amino acids)
Molecular function (GO): zinc ion binding
Source: RefSeq, a predicted model, not a curated record